UUGCGCCUGAGACAUCGCAACCAUUCCAUUGUGCGAAGUAUUCGUAUAAGCAUCAUCAAGGGUGCGAUUCGCUUAUAUAAAAUAAUAAUGACUGAAGUUAGAAAAGAUGAUGUUGUAAAAAUUCUUCAUACAUAUCCGCUUUGUAGAAAAUGUGAUAUGUCAGAUGAGAUGAAGCAAGAAGCGAUGGAAUUAUGCGUAACUGCAGCAGAGAAAUAUGCAGACAACUAUGAGAGCGUGUCCCGAAUGAUCAAGGAAACAAUGGAUAAAAAAUUUGGCGCAUCAUGGCACACUGUCGUUGGAGAAGGCUAUGGCUUCGAAAUAACUUAUCAAUUGAAACAUCUUUUGUAUAUGUAUUGCGCCGGUAAUUUAGCGAUAUGUAUUUGGAAAUCUGCAUAGUGCAACUAUGAUAAUGGUAAUGCAUUUUUAACAGAUUAUAUGUGUGAAUUUACUCGAAUUUGUAAAUGUGCGUAAAAGAUGUUUGUAUUAUAUAUAAAAUUAUGUGACAGCGAUAUAAGAAAAGAUAUUUCUUAUGUGUCUCAUAAAUGCACAUGGGUCCAAUUUGUAUUUAAGUUAAAAUAUUUAUAUCAUUAAAUGUAAAAAAAAUAAUAAUUAAAUGCAGUUACAUAUUAAAGCAACAUUAUAAGAUAUACUUAGGACAUAACAAUUAUAAGAUAUAUUUCUAUGGGACAUGACAAACUAAAAUAAUGUGUACUCUUUUUUUGUA
Camponotus floridanus (Florida carpenter ant) is the source of this 724-nucleotide messenger RNA. RefSeq names its product dynein light chain 4, axonemal. Gene Ontology annotation, biological process: microtubule-based process. NCBI's taxonomy places the organism in Eukaryota, Metazoa, Arthropoda, Insecta, Hymenoptera, Formicidae. The transcript has 2 exons. Gene Ontology annotation, cellular component: dynein complex. The coding region runs from base 88 to 396 and encodes 102 amino acids. The record is from RefSeq and is a predicted model, not a curated record. Gene Ontology annotation, molecular function: dynein intermediate chain binding; dynein light intermediate chain binding.